CCGCAGAGUAUUUGACAGCUCUCAGGCCAGACAAGAUAAUCGGGUAGAUUCCGACUCGAUCUCCUUGGCAUCGCAGGUAUUUGACUCUAGUCUCUCCCUGUUACAUCCUCUAGAACCGAUUCAUCCAUAUCGCCGGCCCCUGGAUCCACACGGGAUUCAUCGAGACCAGCGCAGUCACCAUGUCGUCUAACGAGAAGAAAGGCUCUGAGGGGAGCACGGAGACUGUUGAGGACGUGCAGGCUUCACCUCCUGUGCCCGACCAGAAGCCCAAGCACGACGCCGCCGACGACAGCAUGGACGGCAGCAGUGUGUGGGAGUGCGUGAAGCAGAACCCCAAGGCGAUCUUCUACUCGUUUCUCAUGUCCGUCGGGCCCACCGCGUUUGGGUUUGACAAUCUGGUCGUCGGUCUGGUUGCCUCGAUGCCCGGUUUCCAGAUGGUCUUUGGAGACAUGAUCGACGGCAAGCUCUUCAUCCCCUCGCUCUGGCUCGCGCUCUGGAAUGCCAUGACCGCCGUCGGCAUCAUGGUCGGCGCGGUUACCAAUGGGUAUGUCCAGGACCGUUUCGGGCGCCGCUGGUCGUUUUCGCUCGGUGGAGCUAUCGCGACCGUUGGAAUUGCCAUCUGCUACAUCAGCGACCGGAGAGAUUCCCUGGGAGACCGUCGCAACAUGUUCCUUGGCGGGAAGAUUCUCCUCGGGGCCGGGCUGGGCAUCUUCCAGUCCACCAGCCAGACAUACAUCUCCGAAAUUGCUCCGGCGAGGAUCCGCGGGCCACUGCUGUCGAGCUAUACCCUGAUGAGCGUGGUCGGCCAGCUCAUCGGCACAUCCAUCGUGUACGCCCGCGUCAAGAUGCUCGAGCCCUCUUCCUACCAAGUCCCACUCGCCUCGCAAUGGGCCUUCUCCGGAGCAAUCAUCCUCAUCGGCCUCAUCAUUCCCGAAAGCCCAGUCUACUACCUGAAAAAGAACAACAUGGACAAGGCCGCGCGCUGCUACCGCCGCCUGUACUUUGGCACCGACCACACCGCCGCAAUCACCAAGAUGAAAGAAACCCUCGACUACGAACAGACCAACGAGUUGCACGGCAAGCAGUCUUCGCUGCUCCUCGAGUGCUUCCGCGGAGUCAACUGGCGCCGCACACGCAUCGCCAUCCUUGCUGUCUCGCUGCAGCAGUGCCUGGGAAUGAGUUAUGUCGGUCAUUGCGCCUAUAUCCUUCAGCAGGCCGGCAUGGCUGCCGAUAGAACCCUCAUGUUGAUGCAGGUGGCGAUCGCUGUGGGACUACCCGCCAACAUCAUCUCCUGGUUCUUGAUGGCUACGCUGGGGAGGAGGACUAUCAUCUUUCACAGUACGGUUGCGGUUGGAUUCCUCUGGCUCGCGUCUGGUAUCGCGGGCUGCUUUUCGGGCAACCACACGGCCCUUUGGUUCGUCGGCAUCGCCAUGAUAAUCAUCAUGUUCACCUUUGGCCUCGGGGUCGGCGGCGCAUACCCGGUCAUCGCAGCCGAAGUCUCCGCCUCCCAGCUGCGCGCCCAAACCCAGGGAAUCGCAUACAUGAGCGGCGGCUUCUCAACCUGGCUGUUCUCCUUUGUCGUUCCCUACAUGUUCAACACGGACGAGGGGAACCUCGGCGCCCGCACUGGGUUCGUCUUCGCGGCGCUCUGUGCGCUCGGCGCGGUGGUGGUGUGGGUCGAGUUCCCGGAAACCAAGGGGCGUAGUUAUCUUGAGUUGGAUGAGAUGUUUGACUUGAAGCUGCCUGCGAGGAAGUUUGGGAGUUUUGUCUUUGGAGGUGAGGCGGGCAAGCUGGGGCAGGAGGAAGGGGACAGGAAGGAUGCUGCGCGGGCGGAGGGGGUUUGAAUCGCGUGCCCUGAAUGAUGCGGGUGUAGCCCACCAAGUGUAGUCGAUACAUGACUAUCGCUUGCUUUGGUCAUUCAUGGCCUCGCGGGGUGAGUUUGGCUCGACGGGGCUGGGUAGACGGCAUUGGUAGCUCCACUCUACAUCUCUGAUGCUUUUAGUGUGGCAUGACGAUCAUCCUUUCCUGCUAAUAUGAGCCUCGCACAACGUCCUUCCAACAGUCCACGCACCAUAAAAUUCCCCGUCUGCCCUUACCUUCCUCAACCAAUAUAUAUAUGUGGCCCUUGAAGAUCUUCUGUAGUGUCUCCGAAGCUAGAGUGUUUGAAAUUGUAAUCCAACCUACUCUACGGAGUACUCUGCUACGCAUAAACCUCUCUCCGUCCGUCCGUUCCAUCCUGACUCCAAUGACCACGGCGCCUGUUG
This is a messenger RNA of Aspergillus calidoustus, 2264 nucleotides long. The record is from the annotation of a GenBank genome assembly. NCBI's taxonomy places the organism in Eukaryota, Fungi, Ascomycota, Eurotiomycetes, Eurotiales, Aspergillaceae.